AAUAACAAUUACGACAACACAAAAACAAUCCCUCUCUCUCUAAUAACUCGCUUCUUUGUUUUCUCUUCAGUUUCUUUUUUUCUUACUCUUUUUCGUUUGAACGUUGAUACACAACUGUAACGUAGCAAUAAGAACGUGGUGACUGAAACAAACAUGGCCACCGGCGGUUUCCUGCUUUAUUUGCUUUCAGGUUUCUCGUUGGCAGUUCUCUCUGCGUUCUUUCUCAUUGGCAAGAAUGAUACAUACCCACAUGAGUAUCUUGUUUCUUCUUCAAACUCUUUCUCGAGAUAUGCUUCAAGCGCAGAGAAAGUUUGGCCUGAUUUGAAGUUUAGUUGGAGAUUAGUGUUGGCAACCUUAAUAGGAUUUCUUGGAUCGGCCUGUGGAACGGUUGGUGGGGUUGGUGGUGGAGGCAUUUUCGUUCCAAUGCUCACUUUGAUCGUUGGGUUUGAUACUAAAUCUGCGGCGGCUCUUUCUAAAUGCAUGAUUAUGGGGGCAUCAGCAUCAUCAGUGUGGUACAAUCUGAAAGUGAGCCAUCCAACAAAAGAAGUACCAAUUUUAGACUAUGAUUUGGCUCUUCUGUUCCAGCCUAUGCUUUUACUCGGCAUCACAGUCGGUGUUGCUCUUAGUGUUGUCUUUCCCUAUUGGCUCAUUACUGUCCUCAUCAUUAUACUUUUUAUUGGAACCUCAUCAAGGUCUUUCUACAAGGCGAUUCAAAUGUGGAAGGAGGAGACAAUUUUCAAGAAGGAAAUGGCCAAACAAAAAGAAACUCUGGUUAAUUCUCAUGGAGAACUCCUGGUCGAUGCAGAGUAUGGUCCAUUGGUUCCUAGAGAAGAGAAAUCAGAUGUGGAAAUAUUGCAUUUCAAUCUUAGGUGGAAAUGGCUUUUUAUGCUAUUUGCUGUCUGGGCCUUGUUCCUAGUCAUUCAGAUCAUCAAGAAUGAUGUAACUACUUGUGGUGCAUGGUAUUGGGUGUUGUUCUGCUUACAGUUUCCCAUAGCUCUUGUUGUGUUUGGAUAUGAAGCAGUCAAAUUGUACAGAGAACACAAGAAUAGAAUGAGCACAGGAAACACAGAAUCCAUUUGUGAGGCUUCAAUUGAAUGGACUGCAAUGCACAUUGCAUUCUGUGCAUUUUGUGGUAUCUUGGGUGGCACCGUUGGAGGGCUGCUAGGUUCUGGUGGUGGAUUCAUCCUCGGCCCCCUCCUCCUCGAGAUCGGUGUCAUCCCCCAGGUUGCUAGUGCAACAGCAACAUUUGUGAUGAUGUUCUCAUCAUCCUUGUCUGUGGUUGAGUUCUAUUUGCUCAAAAGAUUCCCAAUUCCCUAUGCAUUAUAUCUUAUGUCAGUGUCAAUUCUAGCUGGCUUUUGGGGUCAGUAUUUUAUAAGAAAACUUGUGGCCAUUCUGAAAAGAGCUUCAAUUAUCGUCUUUGUCCUCUCUGGUGUGAUCUUUGCUAGCGCUAUCACAAUGGGUGUUGUAGGCGUAGAGAAAAGUAUUACAAUGAUACACAAUCACGAGUUUAUGGGAUUCUUAGGCUUCUGCAGCAGCCAAUGAUGGUCAGCGAAAACAGCAUUUGAAUGAAGAAUAAAGAAUCAAUGGAAUGUGCAAAUUUAGGUAGCAGAAAUAUCUGGGAUUUUGGUCAAUGCCUUGUUGACAAAACCAGAAAGUAAAUAAAGGCAUGAAUGUGUCUAUUCCUAGAGCUUGUGUUGAGUGUAAGUUUCUAGCUGACACCACCAGCUUGCUUUUCUUCAAUAGUAGAACUCUCAUGUACCUUAUAUUCAUUCAAAUUAAAUUAAUUUUAUGAUUGUUAAUUGAA
Pistacia vera is the source of this 1804-nucleotide messenger RNA. RefSeq names its product sulfite exporter TauE/SafE family protein 4. The record is from RefSeq and is a predicted model, not a curated record. The coding region runs from base 154 to 1542 and encodes 462 amino acids. Gene Ontology annotation, cellular component: membrane; Cul4A-RING E3 ubiquitin ligase complex. Gene Ontology annotation, biological process: protein ubiquitination. The transcript is spliced from 12 exons. Lineage: Eukaryota; Viridiplantae; Streptophyta; Magnoliopsida; Sapindales; Anacardiaceae.